This is a messenger RNA of Varanus komodoensis (Komodo dragon), 4184 nucleotides long. RefSeq names its product F-box protein 25 (gene FBXO25). The record is from RefSeq and is a predicted model, not a curated record. Gene Ontology annotation, biological process: protein ubiquitination. Gene Ontology annotation, molecular function: protein binding. The transcript has 10 exons. NCBI's taxonomy places the organism in Eukaryota, Metazoa, Chordata, Lepidosauria, Squamata, Varanidae. The coding region runs from base 18 to 1214 and encodes 398 amino acids. Gene Ontology annotation, cellular component: nucleus; cytoplasm; SCF ubiquitin ligase complex.
CCUUCAAAAGAGUUCUGAUGGCUUACAUGGCCUUAUUCCCCCAAAUCCAAACGUCAGUUCUUAUAUUUUUGUCUCCCCCCCCCCCCCAGGCGCAGCUAAGGACAGAUCAUUGGUGCUCCCUGUCCCAGCUUUUCUUUCAACUAGUUUGUAAGGAAACCAUGCCUUUUUUGGGCCAGGACUGGCGGUCUCCAGGGUGGAGGUGGAUUAAAACAGAAGAUGGUUGGAAGCGUUGUGAACCUUGCAGCUCAGAACUUGAGGAUGAGGAUAAUCGGCUUAAUGACAUCAGUCAUGCUGUCCUCUUGGGUAAUGAUGAGAUUUAUGCUGCUGAUUGUGAAUUUGCAAGCAAGAAAAGGAAAAAGGAUCACUGUUUCUUUCGUGAGAAAUGGAUAUAUGUUCAUAAAGAAAGUACCAGAGAAAGACAUGGCUAUUGCACUUUGGGAGAAGCUUUUAACCGCUUAGAUUUCUCGAGCGCGAUUCAGGACAUCAGAAGAUUUAAUUACGUGGUCAAACUGCUGCAGUUAAUAGCAAAAUCCCAGUUGACAUCACUGAGUGGGGCUGCUCAAAAGAACUAUUUCAACAUCUUGGACAAAAUUGUUUGCAAAGUUUUAGAAGACCAGUACAACCCACGACUAAUCAAAGACCUUCUUCAGGAUCUGAGCUCUGCACUCUGCAUGCUAAUAAGGGGUGUAGGGAAGUCCGUGCUGGUAGGAAACAUCAAUAUUUGGAUUUGCCGAUUGGAAAGAAUCCUCUUGUGGCAGCAACAGCUCAAUAAUCUUCAGGUGACCAAGCAAAUCAGCGAUGGACUGACACUCAGCGAUCUUCCUUUACAUAUGCUAAAUAACAUCUUGUACAGAUUCUCAGAUGGUUGGGACAUCAUUACUUUGGGCCAAGUAACCCCCACUUUAUAUAUGCUCAGUGAAGACAGGCAGUUAUGGAAAAAGCUCUGCCAGUACCAUUUUGCUGAAAAACAGUUUUGCAGGCAUCUUAUUCUGUCAGAAAAAGGUCAUAUUGACUGGAAGCUGAUGUACUUUGCACUUCAGAAAUAUUAUCCCAUAAAGGAACAAUAUGGAGACACUUUACAUUUUUGUCGUCACUGCAGCAUUCUUUUCUGGAAGGUACAUGAUCCUGUGGUGAAAUUUGCCAAGUGUCUCUGCAGCGCUUGGCGACAUUCUGCUGUGAUCUCGGUGAGGGAGUAUGAGAAAUGUGUAAAAUGAGAACAGUGAGCUUUGUGCGGAGAAAUACUUUAAAACAAAUACAUGUUGAAUAUUUAUAUCCUGCCUUACUAGGCCCAAGUAUUCACGAGGUGGCACUUUAAAGUAAAACAAACUUCUGUACACAAUCUAAAUCAUCAUUGGAGAGUGUUCUCAAUGAUCAUCUGCAGAGGAAAUCCUUUUAUGAAGGUGAAAUAUAUAUACAUGGGUUUGGGUCUAGCCUUAGUUAUACUUACAAUAAAUCCAGGGAAAUCACUGGGAUCUAUACGAGAUGUGAUUAAUUGUAUGCCCCACAUUUCAUGGGCUUAACUCAAAUUAUAUUUUAGGGGUGUUCUGGAUUCCCUCAAGAUAGAAAGUAGACUUGGUACUGGAGGACUGCUGUUUAAUCAGUUACAGCUGAUCAAAGAGCAAUGUGGUUUAGGAGUACACCCAGCAUACAAAAAUAUUUGUAGCAUAUUUGUAAUGAACACAUUUCCUUGGAGAUACAACAUUGUUUCUGUAAUGAGGCCUAGUGUCAUGGUUAUAUAGAUCAUGCUCUGGGUACAGUAGUCAGUAUUGUUCCCUUAAGGCAAUUUUGAUUAAAGCUCUCUUCAUGUUACUUGUCUACAGGGACAGGGUUAGGAAACGAGGAAAGCAGCAAGGGUUCCAGGAGAAAGCCUCUGUACAAACAGUUCCCUGCCCACUGGAGUGGGUAACAGAGGGAGCUGCAGGUCGAGGAAAUGGCACAACCCCUUUGUGCAAGUUUUUGCCCUUUCACAAACAAAACAAAACGCAAAGGGGGCUUGAUACUUCAUGAAACGGCGGGGGGAUCAGUAAGGUUAUUAGUCCUUCAUGGAGACUAAUUGAGAAAUGUUUUGAACUGCCUUCAGCAAUUUUUUUUCCUCUGAGAACUAAGCAACUUUUUAAAGUGCUGUUGAAGUAGGCUAUAGUUGUGGGUCCAGAUGUCUGUUAAACGCCUUCUGUUCCAGACGGCAUGUUCUCUAGGGGCAUCUGAGGUUCUUCUUGGGAUGUCUCUGUCUUUUGCAAUAAGGUAAGCAGCAACUGGAGAGUCUUUUGGGAUGCUCUCCCUAGUAAGGCUCGUCUUGCAGCAUACUUGAUUGCAGCGCCAGGUGAAGAUCGUAUUUUUUCCCCUUUACAACUUCAUCUCAUAUGCAGAGAUAGGGUAAAAUGUUUUAUUGUGCUUCCACACUUUUAUGUAUUAUGUUUUACUGUUCUUUAAUAAUUAUGGUUGUGUUUAUCAUGUACUUUGUUCUUAAUUGUGGUAAAACUGUGGGAUACAAACGUAGAAGAUAAUAUGCACAGAAGUAUUGUAUGUUCUAGCAAAAUGCUCAGAGGCCUCUUAACGUAUCUCUAUUUGCUAGGGUCAUUUCAUACAUUGAAGAUGUUUGUAUUAUGCCUCAGCAGGCAGCUGUAUAGGAAACUGCCUUAGGAACAGCUACUGCCUGUUUGUACUAGCGUUGUUGGAGAAAUCGACAAUUCAAAUGUGUUCAGAUUUCUAUGAACCUGAUUUUGAUUCUGAGUCAUGGCAAUUCCAUAGAUGUGCGAACCAGUUUAUUACCUGGGAGACAUGAGAUCUGCAUAAAUUUGCACUUGUGCUAAUGUGCGUUAGUACAAGGACAUAUCAGUGUCAGUGCAAAAUGCACACUUGGAACUAAUGCAAACUAAUGACAAUGUGUGAAAGGACAAGCUUGUAUUUGCUAAUACAAUAGACCGAGGACGUAAUUUUUGAAUUGGCAGUCUUUACAUGUAACUUAUGAGUAGACAAAUAUAUGGGCAUUGGUCUGCCUAUGCACAAUUAUGCCUAAGAACGGCAGCCAUAUAUAAAAUACUGGGGGAGGGGGACUUUGCAUGUUUGCGUUGUAAUAGAUAUAACCAUUUUCUUACAUAAGGUUUCUAAGUUUUAAUUUUUUUGUUUUGAUUUAUUGAAAUGAAAAAAUGAAAGCUUAUGUGCAGUUAUGCUAAUACAUGGUGACGCUAACAUGCAUUCACACAAGUAGAAUGCAAGACUCUUGACAACCUGCAAAACACUGGUAGGUUUCUCACAGGCUCCGUGUGUGCCUCAUUUCUACCGACAGGCUGUUAGAUCAUAAGAUGAGUAAGUUUUUGAUACCAUCAGUCAUUGUACCCUUCUGGACAGGCUGUCUGACUCAGAAUGUGGGGGAACUGUGCCGCAGUGAUUUUGCCCCAGUUUGGAUGUCUCAUUCCAGAAGGCGAUGCCAGUGGCCGUUUUGCCCCACAGCAAGCAUGCUAUGGGCCUCCUUGGCACCCUAGUUUAACCUGUGCUUUUAAAUACCCGCAUGAAACUAUUGGGAAAUUUUAUCUGACGAUGAGUGUUGAGAUGUUACCAGUAGGAGGAGGAUGCCCAGCACUCUCAUCCAAUGACGGUGAGGCACGUUGAUGUGCUGAGCCAGUGCCUGGGCAGAGUAUGGCUGAGGGCAGUGAAUUAAGUCGAUGAAUUAAGUCUUGUUCCAGAUAAGGCUGAGAUACCUAUUGUAGGUGAUUCAUAUGGCCAGGUAAGUGGCAUUCAGCCUUGCACUCCUCUUUAAGGGACAAGCUAAUUGUUUGGGUGUGUUUUUCAAUUCCCCACUGUCUCUAGAGGUUGACCUCAGUGGCUCAAAUCACCUUUUACUACCUUCAGUUGAUAUACCAGCCACAACCCUAACUGGACAGAGAGAGCCUUGCGAUUGCUAUUCACACACUGGUAGCCUCUUGUUCGGACUAUGCAAGAGAUUUCUAUGUGGGGCUGCCUUGGUCUGCAACUUCAGUUCAUUCAAAGUAGGGCAGUUAAAUUGCUAACAGGGACCAGCAACCACAUAAUGCCAAAACUUUGUCACCUGUAUUAGCUGCCAGUCCAUUUCCAGACCCAAUUCAAAGUGCUGGUCUAAACACGUAAAGCUGGGGUCUGCACCUCCCUUGGUGCCCACUAGUAUCCCCUCCUCUCCUGAUUGUGUGUGUGUGUGUGGGGGGGGGGAG